Molecule: messenger RNA, 837 nt
Organism: Aspergillus eucalypticola CBS 122712
Lineage: Eukaryota; Fungi; Ascomycota; Eurotiomycetes; Eurotiales; Aspergillaceae
Exons: 5
Coding region: 1-837 (278 amino acids)
Source: RefSeq, a predicted model, not a curated record
AUGGUACUAUCAUUCGUCAAGUCUCUCACGUCACUCUCCUUGCUCGCUGUGUGCGUCCAGAGCAUGGCAGUGCACAUCUCUUCUCUCCAUGCCAGAGACAAUGAGCAGUCCCUCUACAGCAGAGCCCAUGCACUGGGCAAGGAGAUACGAGACACUUGGCCUGAAUCUACUCGUUCCCUCAAUGCCAGGCAGGCCGGGGCAUCCAGCCUACCCCAAUAUCUCUGGGAUAACAACCCAGACCUUGUCGACAGAUUCAUGAACAACUCCUUCCAAGACUACCAUUAUCUGAUUGACUACACCCAGUACAAGUCUAUCAAAAUGGGAUCGUUCCCCAUCGUCAACACCAGUGACCUCUUAUCGGUUGUUGGAAAACAGGCGUUAUCGAUUGAAGAAUAUGUGGAUUACACUAAAGAUUUCAAACGUGAGAUGAUCGAUGACCUUAAAAUACCCGCCGAUACCAUUGAUAACUGCGAGCGAAACUCUGCUGAAGCUGGGUACGCAAACUGGCUGCAGAGAAACAGUCAGCUGGAUUGGUAUACCAUGAAUGUGAUGAUUAUUCCGUGCAUUUGGGGAUGGCCACGUCUUGCACAAAGCUUGCAAAACAACGACCAAACAUUGACUGGAAUCUUGUUUUAUAACUACUGGAUCAGUGAAAAUAAUAGCACCUCCUAUGCCGAUGAACUGGAAGCUACUCUGAACUGGUACCACGACCAAUAUGAUUCCCCUAUUAACAGAAAGAUUUGGAACGCAGUCUUCCGCCAGGCCUUGAAGUUCGAGAUUAGUUUGUUUGAAAGUGCAAAUGGAAUGAAGCCGGAUGACUGUCUCUCAUCCAAUUAA